AUGGGAGACAGAAUGCUGCCCAGUGUGACACAGGAGGCAAGGUCUUCCCCUGUCCCCAAGGACAGCCACCCAAAGCUUGAGCCUGUGCCCAAAUCGUCAAACUGUGGGAAGAAAAAGGAGAAAAGAAAGUGGCUGCAGCAAGAAACCAAUGCCCAGACCCUCACCAGGGCUGGCCUCACGGCUCUGCAGGCUGGUCAGGUUCAGGAGGCCUUGGGCAGCUUCCAAAAGACCUUCCUGCUAGCCUCCAAGGUCCCAUCUUCCAGAGACAGCUCUGUUCUUCAAGCCUGUGCCUUCAACCUGGGUGCCGCUCCAGUCAUAGGACUUGAGCUACUUCUGAGAGCCCAUCAUCCUGAAGAGAAGUCCAAAGGCUGGUGUCGUGCUGACCAGUGCUUCAGUGUGGCUUUGGCUUAUCAGGAGCUUGGUGAACUGACCCAAGCUUUGGACUGGUACCAUAGGGCUCUGGGCCAUUACCAGACCCAGGGUGACCAUGGGGAAACACAGGCAAAAAUGGGAACGUGCUAUUAGGCCCUGGGAUGGCCUAAGCAAGCAGCCUGCAGUUUACAGGAAGCAAGCCGGACCUAUGCUCAUGCAGGCCAGCACUGGGAUGCAGCCCUGGCUCAGGUGGCUGCCGUAAGAUGCAUGCUGAGCAGUGGGCAACGUGGGCUGAGUGAAGCGCUGCAGGUGCUGCAUGCUCUGGAGGAGCACUCUGAUGCUGACCAGAACACUGCUCGGGGCCUGCUAGGGCCGCUCUACAAUGACCUAGGCAUGGCUCACUUCCAACUUCAACUGUUUCCUCUGGCAGUAGAGGCCUUCCUGCAGGCCCUACCCUGGUGUCAACAGCCAGCAGACCAGGCAACAGUGUUUCAGAACCUUGGAGUGACCUGCAAUGUCCUUGGCCACAAUCAAGAAGCCAAGGAGUUUCACCAGAAGGCGGCCAAGCUGUAUGUUGGGUGUCUAGAACCGGAGAGGGUACUGAGCGAGGGUCACCUAGCGGUACUGAGGCUGGGCUCUAGGAACCUGGGACCCUCCCUUGUGGGAGGGUAUCGAUGCCCCAGCAGCCAAGCCCCUAUACAAAUGGAUCCGUUCUGGUUUCAGGCUCGUUGGAGCUUGGGCGGCCUGGCAUUCUCACUGAGCCAACUGGAAGACCACAGGACUGCUUGGGACAGCUAUUUCCAUACCCUGCGGCUGCCCAAGAGACUGCAUGAACCAGGUUCUGUGCGGGAGCGGCUUGUGGCCAGGCUGGUGGGUGCCAGGAGGGCCUUCUUGGCUCAGGAGAGGCUAGCCCAGGCUCAUAUCCUGGUAAUAUGA
Messenger RNA from Alexandromys fortis (reed vole), 1308 nucleotides. RefSeq names its product tetratricopeptide repeat domain 24 (gene Ttc24). Lineage: Eukaryota; Metazoa; Chordata; Mammalia; Rodentia; Cricetidae. Gene Ontology annotation, molecular function: protein binding. The record is from RefSeq and is a predicted model, not a curated record.